GGUGGUGGAGUGCUUCUGCCGUAGUGCGUGUGUGUGUGUGUGUGUGUGUGAAGCCGAAGACAAAGCCGGCUAAAUUUGUCAAUUAGAUUCUACAAUCUGUCAAAACUGAAUUACUGCAAAAUCCCCUAAAUUUGUUCUCGACUCUUUUUCCUUAAUUUUAUCUUUUUUUUUUUAACUUUAAAAUCUUGAGUCUUCUCAUCUUGUUGCCCCUCUUUUGUUAAUCUUUGCUCCCUUUUUGUGCUAUAGAAAAAGGAUCACAUAAAGCUUGGAUUUUUAUUGAAUUCGGACCACACCCAAUUCAUUUUUGGGGGGUAUUUAUGGUGGGAUUGGAUUGAUUGAAGAGAAGUUAAUCCAUUGUUGGUGUGAAUCUGGUUUGCUUGAAAACAAGGGUUGAAGGAAGAUUUGAUCUUUGUGUGUGUGUGUGUGUGAGAGAGAGAGAGAGAGAGAGAGAGAGAGAGAGAGAGAGAGAGAGAGAGAGAGAGAGAGAGAGAGAGAGAGAUGGGCUGUUUCCCUUGUUUUGAUUCAAGAGAUGAUGAGAAGCCCAAUCUCAAUAAAGAGAGAGAUGAUCACAAGGAAGUUCAAAUUGCUGUCCCUUCCAAUAUAUCAAAAUUAUCUUCUGGGGGGGAUAGGCUGAAGACGAGGAGCAAUGUUGGCCCGAGAAGGGAGGCAUCGGGACUGAAGGACUUGCCUGACUCUCAGAUUGCUGCACAAACGUUUACUUUUCGCGAACUAGCUGCUGCGACAAAUAACUUCAGGCCAGAGUCUUUCCUAGGAGAGGGGGGAUUUGGACGUGUAUACAAAGGGAGACUUCAUAAUGGCCAGGUUGUGGCUGUUAAGCAGUUAGAUAGAAACGGGCUUCAGGGUAAUCGAGAAUUUCUCGUUGAGGUUCUAAUGCUCAGCCUUCUUCACAAUCCUCACUUGGUUAAUCUGUUGGGUUAUUGUGCUGAUGGGGAUCAGAGGCUUCUCGUCUAUGAAUUUAUGCCGCUGGGAUCAUUAGAAGACCAUCUCCAUGAUCUUCCACCGGACAAAGAGCCCCUUGAUUGGAGCACGAGAAUGAAGAUAGCAGCCGGCGCAGCCAAAGGAUUGGAGCAUCUCCACGACAAGGCGAAUCCUCCUGUUAUUUAUAGAGAUUUCAAGUCGUCCAACAUAUUACUCGGCGAAGGGUUUGUUCCAAAGCUUUCCGACUUUGGACUGGCGAAGCUUGGCCCCACAGGAGACAAGUCGCACGUAUCCACCAGGGUGAUGGGGACCUACGGUUACUGUGCUCCGGAAUAUGCUAUGACGGGGCAAUUGACAGUAAAGUCGGACGUUUACAGCUUCGGAGUCGUCUUUUUAGAAAUCAUAACGGGGCGUAAAGCCAUCGACAGCACCAGACCUCAGGGUGAACAGAACCUCGUUGCAUGGGUGCGGCCGUUUUUCAACGACCGUAAAAGGUACGUGAAGUUGGCAGAUCCGAGGCUGCAAGGGAAAUUCCCGAUCCGUGGGCUUUAUCAAGCCCUGGCCGUGGCGUCCAUGUGCACCCAGGAACAGGCUGCUGCUCGUCCCUUGAUCGGUGAUGUGGUGACGGCCCUUUCUUACCUAGCAAACCACUCGUACGAUCCUAGUCACAGCAACAGAGAAGAAAGAGGUGGGAAGCUGCUUAGGAACGAGGAGGGUGCUGGGUCCGGAAGGAAAUGGGACGUGGAGGGAGGGUCCGAGAGGGACGAUUCUCCGAGAGAGACAGCGAAAAUGUUGAACCGGGACCUUGAGAGGGAACGAGCUGUUGCAGAGGCGAAAAUGUGGGGCGAGAACUGGAGAGAAAAGAGGCGUCAAAGCGCUCAAGGUGGUAGUUUCGACGCGAACAACAGCUAGUUCUUCAUCGUCGUCGCCUCCUUGCCCGAUGUGUUCGACACCUUCAUAGUGGUUCAGAGAUCUCUCCAUUGAUACACCACCUAUGAAAGAGUGUAAAUUUUCGAUAUUCAUGUCUCAUGCCACUAUUUUUGCUUCUCUUUGGACUUUGGAUUUUGCAAAAAAAAAAAGAUAAUAAUUAAAGAUUUAGUGUUUGUGGAUAA
Messenger RNA from Salvia splendens (bonfire salvia), 2051 nucleotides. Its product is annotated as serine/threonine-protein kinase PBS1. The transcript is spliced from 5 exons. Gene Ontology annotation, biological process: protein phosphorylation. The coding region runs from base 499 to 1851 and encodes 450 amino acids. The record is from RefSeq and is a predicted model, not a curated record. Gene Ontology annotation, molecular function: protein kinase activity; ATP binding. Lineage: Eukaryota; Viridiplantae; Streptophyta; Magnoliopsida; Lamiales; Lamiaceae.